Molecule: messenger RNA, 613 nt
Organism: Brassica oleracea var. oleracea
Lineage: Eukaryota; Viridiplantae; Streptophyta; Magnoliopsida; Brassicales; Brassicaceae
Product: arabinogalactan peptide 22
Exons: 2
Coding region: 224-415 (63 amino acids)
Source: RefSeq, a predicted model, not a curated record
AUUCUCAUUACCUCUUCUCUCGCUUUUGCCUAGCUUUUCGUUCAAAUUUCUCUUUUCCUUCGUUUUCUUCUUUCUCUUGUUCUUCCCUCUCUAAAUCAUCACCCAUAACUGAGGGAGGGAAGAACGUACAAAUCCUUUUAAAACUGAGUAUAUAAUUGGUUAUUAUAUAUCAAAUUAAGCAGUUAAAGGGAAGAGUGAGAGGGAGAAAAUCUCAACCUUGAAAAUGUCGGUGUCUAAACUUUUCUUUGGAGCCCUUACAAUCGUAUGGAUAGUUUUCUCCAUUUUUUUCCCAAUGGCACAGGCUCAGUCCGCAGCUCCUGCUCCGGCUCCGACAAGCGAUGGAACAACAAUAGACCAGGGCAUAGCAUAUGUCCUUAUGUUGGUGGCUUUGGUCCUCACUUAUUACAUCCAUUAAUCCUUUUGUGAUUUUAAUUUUGGUCUCUAUUUAGUUUAAUUAUAUUUUCUCAUUUUGAUUAUAAUUGAAUGGAGACCAUAAAAGUUAUGUGGUAGAGAAAUUAACGAGGUUUUCUAAUAUUUGGAGUGAUACAAUUUUGAAGUUCAUUUGUAUAACGUCGAUGUGCGUCAACUGUUGGAAAUAUAUUUCAUCACCUUA